UCAUAUUCGAUCUAUAUAUCCCUAAUUCCAUCCAUUCUGCAUCGUCAUUUGUCAUUUCUACAGAAAGAAGCCGAAAUUUGCGAAAAUUGCAAGCAAUAGCGACAAAUUAUUUGUAUAACAAAUAAAACAUUUCUUAAAUACAUAAGUUGUAAUCAUGGGACAAAAUCAAUCGUCUCAAGGCGGAUCUGGAGACAAGAAAGAUGACAAAGACAAAAAGAAGAAGUAUGAACCACCAAUUCCUACUCGAGUUGGUAAGAAGAAGAAGCGGUCAAAGGGUCCCGAUGCGGCUAUGAAACUGCCACAGGUUACCCCGCAUACUAGGUGUAGGUUAAAAUUGCUGAAAUUGGAACGCAUCAAGGAUUACCUUAUGAUGGAAGAUGAAUUUAUACGCAAUCAGGAAAGACUUAAACCCCAAGAUGAAAAGAAUGAAGAAGAACGUUCUAAGGUUGAUGAUUUGAGGGGAACACCUAUGUCUGUUGGAAAUUUGGAAGAAAUAAUCGACGAUAAUCAUGCAAUUGUAUCCACCAGUGUGGGAUCGGAACACUACGUUAGCAUAUUGUCGUUUGUUGAUAAGGAUCAACUGGAGCCUGGUUGCUCUGUACUAUUAAAUCACAAAGUUCAUGCUGUAGUUGGUGUCCUUAGUGACGAUACAGAUCCCAUGGUCACGGUAAUGAAAUUAGAAAAGGCACCUCAAGAAACAUAUGCUGAUAUUGGUGGUUUAGACACACAAAUUCAAGAAAUUAAAGAGUCCGUGGAAUUGCCUUUAACACAUCCAGAAUAUUAUGAAGAAAUGGGUAUAAAACCACCGAAAGGUGUCAUUCUUUAUGGUCCUCCAGGUACUGGUAAAACAUUAUUGGCCAAGGCUGUGGCAAAUCAAACAUCAGCUACAUUUUUGCGUGUUGUUGGUUCGGAAUUAAUUCAAAAAUAUCUGGGCGAUGGUCCAAAAUUGGUUCGUGAACUUUUCCGUGUUGCUGAGGAGCAUGCACCCUCUAUUGUGUUCAUCGAUGAAAUUGAUGCUGUGGGCACUAAACGUUACGAUUCCAAUUCGGGUGGUGAAAGAGAAAUACAGAGAACUAUGUUGGAACUGUUGAAUCAGUUGGAUGGUUUUGAUUCCAGAGGUGACGUAAAGGUCAUUAUGGCAACCAAUCGAAUUGAGACUCUGGAUCCUGCUCUUAUUCGCCCGGGUCGUAUUGAUCGUAAAAUUGAAUUCCCCCUGCCAGAUGAAAAAACAAAGCGCCGCAUUUUCAAUAUUCACACUUCACGUAUGACCCUGGCUGAAGAUGUUAACUUAAGUGAGCUGAUUAUGGCUAAAGAUGAUCUGUCGGGAGCUGACAUCAAAGCCAUUUGCACAGAGGCUGGUUUAAUGGCUCUUCGCGAAAGACGUAUGAAAGUAACAAAUGAAGAUUUCAAAAAGUCAAAAGAAAGUGUGUUGUAUCGCAAAAAGGAAGGAACCCCAGAGGGACUUUAUUUAUAAAUGUCGAAGAAAUUUAAUACAAAAUAUAAUUUACAUGUACUACUAAUAUUACAAUGCAAAAAUUUUCAUUUUUAAAGAAGAAAAUUAAAAGAUAAUGAAUUAGACAGAAUUUGUACUUUUUGCUUGGCACUUUAAUAAAGCUGCAGAAUUCGGCAAAGUGUGUUCACAUUCGUCGAUUACAUGGUCAA
Musca domestica (house fly) is the source of this 1662-nucleotide messenger RNA. It is a transcript of the gene Rpt2, whose product is annotated as 26S proteasome regulatory subunit 4. Gene Ontology annotation, cellular component: proteasome regulatory particle, base subcomplex. The record is from RefSeq and is a predicted model, not a curated record. The transcript has 3 exons. NCBI's taxonomy places the organism in Eukaryota, Metazoa, Arthropoda, Insecta, Diptera, Muscidae. Gene Ontology annotation, biological process: proteasome-mediated ubiquitin-dependent protein catabolic process. Gene Ontology annotation, molecular function: proteasome-activating activity; ATP hydrolysis activity; ATP binding. The coding region runs from base 155 to 1474 and encodes 439 amino acids.